Molecule: messenger RNA, 12975 nt
Organism: Parus major (Great Tit)
Lineage: Eukaryota; Metazoa; Chordata; Aves; Passeriformes; Paridae
Product: homeobox protein HMX2-like
Exons: 2
Coding region: 11879-12733 (284 amino acids)
Biological process (GO): cell differentiation; regulation of transcription by RNA polymerase II
Cellular component (GO): nucleus
Molecular function (GO): RNA polymerase II cis-regulatory region sequence-specific DNA binding; DNA-binding transcription factor activity, RNA polymerase II-specific
Source: RefSeq, a predicted model, not a curated record
UGCUAUACAGGAUUUUAAAAAUCAGCUCAUGUCUUCUGUAAGUGCUUCAGUGUAUCAAACCUUACAUUGGUAUUAAUUCAUAAUAUUGAGUUAUGGUACUACGUUGGGGUGUUUCCAUCAAUUAGACAUUUCAGAUUUUGUGUUUAGGCACCACCCCACAACAAGAACAGCAGCAAAUGUUAAUAGCUAAUGAAAAAGAAAAUCCACUCCUUUACAAGGAAACUGGUUUGGUUUUGUCCAUGAACACUGAGGUAUGUGUAUGUUAUAUGACACAGAUUUCAGAAGAAAGUUACAUCUAGCAUAUAACUGUGCUGCUUAUUUAUGACUUACAAGCAGUAAGGGUUGAGCUGAAGUUUUCUCUCUUUGUGGGGAAUGUCCUUUAAAAAAAAAAAGAAGGGACAAAACAUAUCAAAGAAAUAUGUUCAUUUUUAUCUAGUUGGCAAAAUACUAUUGGCAUCAGUAAUUGUACUGCAUAAGUGAGGGUCUUUGCAGUCUGGCCCUGUGCUUCUGUUUCAAUACCAAACUAGAAUUUUGGGGGAAAAAAAAUUGAGCUUCUUCUUUAAGCCACAAUUGCUACCAGCUGUCCUAGCUCCUCCUCAUUUUUUCCACAUUCCCCUCAUCUUGCUUUUAUGUUUGUUUGUUUUCCAAACAGUGACCCAUAGACUUCUGAAAUGAAGUCUGUUCCUUGGGAGACUUUCCAGUUGCUUUGUGUAUUGGUGCCCUUAGCAGAUGUUUGCUCCCAGGAUCCCUGGGGUUUUCACUCCUGUUAUGAGAGAGCUGGGAAGUGUGUCCUUCCUUCUUACACCAGCUCUGUUAGCAGUCAGGUUCCCAGCUCCAGCACCUCCAGAAGCCUGGAAACAGGGAUGGAAUUCAAUUCAUCCUAUGAACCACUCUGUAGAAUCCCAAACCAAGGAGCUGGGACAUAAUUAAUGAAUAAACACUGCUUCGUGAUUCUGACAAAUUCCUUUCCUUUAAAAAUUUUCAACCACUUCUAGACUUUGCUUUGUGUAUUGGAUUGUUUUCAUAAGCAUUGCUGAGAUUCAUCAUUUCUGUGAGCAGUCAAUGUGAUUUGCAAAGGAUUAAAACUUGAGGAAAGUUUGUAAAUUAAAAAGAUAUAUAAACUACAGUUGGGAAGAGGUGGAAGCCAUCAGUUUUUUCAGUGUUAAAUAUACAGUUGAUUGUUUCAAUCUUUGAUAUCAUGAUGGUGGAAAGAGUGCAGAUAAAUUAAUUUUCUCCCUCAUACUUGCUUAAAUACCACCCAAAGCAUAACCUUCUUUAAAUUUCAAGUGUUCUGUUUAGAGCUGGCUUUUUCUUUUUUCAGAAAGUCUUUUUUUUCUCAAAAUACACUUUAUAAAUAAUGAGUUUUAAAUGUAUGCUGAGCUUUGACAGACCCUCAAAGCACUGGAAGUACAGGUUUGAAAAAUAUUUGAAAAGUCCUGUGAAUCAAACUUAAUGAGUCAUCUUUGGCAUUUGACUGAGAUUCUUCAUCUAUAAAAGUUUUUUCCUUAAGUUACUAUAGGUAAAAGACACUGCCCUCGCUACAGUUUGGACUGUAAAGAUGUUUUGGGGGAUUUUUUUCCCCCCAAGGGAACUUGUAGUUUUUAUGUACCAAUAAAUUACUAAUUUGUGAUGGAAUAUUCCAUUGGAGAAUUUUAAGGUUCAUAGUCUGAUAGCCCUGUAAAAUACAUGUGGGAAUGAACAAUUUUACCUUUUGAAUUCCUGUUUGAAAAUUCCUGCAGCAACCAAGUCUGAAGAAACUUAUAAUGUGGCUGUUUUUGGUCUAUCAAUGAAUGACAACAAUUGUGCAAUUAGAUGCUUAUUUGCUGUCAUAUGUGAUAAAAUUCAUAAACAGUAACAGUAGUAAAUUAUUCACCUAAAUUGCAAAAUUCCAGAAUAAUCAUCUGCACAGUCAUAGAUUAGGAUUAUAGGGUUUUCUGGGGAAAAGGGAAAAUAAAGUCACUUCUUCUGGGGAAAGAAGUAUCUUGAUACCUCUUCAAGAUAGCUCCUAGUUCUCAUUCUCUUGAUGGAAGGAACUGAAAGGGCAAAGGACUUGAAAAUACAAGGUGGGAAAGAACAGAUGACUCCUGAGGUGAGAGUACAGAUCCACAGAUAUGAGCAACCUAGCUUUUCUCCAUGAAGGUAAACUGCAGGUCAAAGAUUGGAUAAUUGUGUUAAAGACCAUUGUUGGGAACACAAAAUCUCCCAAAUAAGUUUACUUAAAUAAAAGGUAAUGGAGUGAAACCUGGAGAAAGAUGUGGAGAACUUAACAGAGUAACAAACAACUAAGUUUUGAUGUUUGAUCAACUAAGCUGAUGAAAUACUGAAUACCCGGGGCUGCAUCUAAAAAUUUGUGAGGAUGAUGUAUUUUGAAAUGUCACCAGUAGUCUCUCAUUCAUUGUUUCUCCAGACUGGAGGAUGUAUUGAAGUACACUGUGCUCACAUCCCAGCUCAUGCCACCUUCUUAUCCCUCUGAUGACAGCCAGGACAUGACUUGCUCUGAGCCCAGCGUGAGCACACUUCAGAUACAGCUUUGUGUAUAUAAACUAGUGCUGGAACCAUAGGGAAUAAUCUUACUGUUUAAGGUUUUACAGUGUUUAGUAUAUAAACUGUUGAAAAUGUGCAUGUGGAAAGCAAUCAAUGAGACAACAGAGUUCUUGAUUCAAAGGAAAGAAAGAGAUGAAAGAAGCAGAAUAGUAACACUAGGCUUCAAAAAAGCAAACUUCAAUAAACUCAAGGAAUUGGUGCAUGAGGUCCUGGGGAAGGAAUUAAAACACAAAGAAAAAUUCAAGAAAGCUGAAAGUUUCUAAGAAGAGCUUCUAAGGUCAUAUUUUAACAGUCUAUCACAUGCAAAGGAAAGAAAACUCAGAGAGCACUUUGGCUGCAUUGGGGGCUCAUGAAUUACCUGAAAAAAAAUAAAAAAAGAAUACUGGAAAAAAAAAAAAGACAUCUACAUUACCAUGAACAAAUACAAAAGAACAGCGCAGCAGGUUAGGAACAAAACUGGACAGACAAAAAAAUCUGUCAGCAAGGGAAAAGCAAAACAAUAAAAAUGGAUUUUUAAAUAUUUUUCUGUUAUACAAUAAGAGCUCUCUGCUUAUGAAGAGGUAUCAGAUGGUGCAAAAGCCUGGAGUGCUUUCUGUUCCACUGCCUCCCCUCUAAACAAUGCAUGUCAUGAUCAAAGUUAACCAAGAAUGCAGGUCAGAGGCUAUCAAACUAAUUAGAGGUAUCAUAACAUUAACUUCUGAUUAAAUCUGUUCUAUGAUAAUGAGGAAAACUGAAAUAAUAUUGGAAUUACUGUAUUUUUGAUGGAGGAAGAAUGAGUGAGUUCCCAGAAAAUAAUACUAGUUUUUAAAAAUGGGCAAAUCCACAGGAAUGAGUGGAAGCACAAAGUAAAGAGAAUGACAGAGAAUCAGCCAGGAAAGCUUUGGCACGAGAAGAGUUACUGGAAAAGCUGUCCGAAAGUCGGCAAGCAUAGAGACUAAUUUAAAAGGCUGACAUGUUUUUGUCCAUUAAGUAAUUUUUAAAUGACCUAAUGGAAACUGUCCCAAGAGAUAAAAACAGUAUGUUGUAUGUUGAAGUCAAUACAUGCCUUGGCAACAGAUGCUCCUGGCCUGAUUAUAUAUUUGGUCACUCAGAUUCAGAUGAUGCACCUCUAAGGUGAAUACACAACUGGACACAUCGUUUCAAAGGGUAAUUAACAUGUUUGUUAAAUUGUGAAACUGAAUUGAGUGGGGUUAGGACUAUCCAGAUGUUAUGAGUGAAAAGCAGGUGCAGAUCCCUCAGGGAGAAAGCACAAAAUGAGAGAAUUUUGGCUUUAUCAGAAAUGUAGCAUUCCCAGGGAAUCCUGGAGUAUCAAUCAAAUGAGGACCCAAUGCACUGGAGCCCUCUCAGGAGUGAAGCUCCAGGGAAAGUGCUGUUGGGGUGAGUAAAGAGAUCUGUGCUAAUUAACAUUUCAUACAUAUGCAGUGUCCUCUUUUGCUCAUUAGCUGCCCCAUGUAAUGCAGGUGCUGCUGCUGUUUGAAUUCCAAGAUCUGCCGAUGGCCUUCACCUUGGCAGCUGUGCAGAUGGGGGGAAGCAAACUGUUCUGGCUUACAGUAAUGAGGUAAAACAUGCUCUGUUCUCAACACACCCACUGGGAAGAAGGGAACUAUCACAGUCACAGUAACAACAAGAUAAGACCUGCUUGGGACUCUGCAGACUCCAGUGAGGGAGGCAAACUCUCCAGGAUUACCAUAAGGCAGUCUUCUCACAGCCUACACUGUAUGGAAUGUGUAGUCAUGUCUGUGAAUUUUACUUGGAAAAGCACACUUACACAAGCUUAGAACUCACAAUAAGCAUGAUAACAGUUGAGGUUUCAGCUUCAAGUCUUAUGGUUUUGAAGGAUAAAUGUUAAAUGAAAAAUGAUUGCAGAGCUUCAGUAAAAAUCUCUGGGGACCGUAAUAGAUCACAAGCUGAAUAUGAAUCCAUGUGUACAGUUUGCAAAAAGAAUAGAAGGUGAGAGGAGAAGACCUGAGGUGUUACUGCAUGAGAGCUGCACAAGACACAAGGUAAUUAUUUUGCUCUGUUUGGCAAUGGAGAAGCAUCAGCAGGAAUACUUUACCAUUUAGGCACUGCAGCUAGGAUGCAUACACCCAGAAUGAGGGAGAGUAGAGGACCACAAUAAGUAUAUGUUUUGAAACAUAAAGUGAGAAAGACUGAAAGAAGUGGACUUACAUGGACAAGAUUGGAUUGAGCAGACCUGCGAAUGUGAAAUGUUGCUGUAAAAAAUUGUAGUAGCUGCAGGGUGAGGGGUUUUUUUUGUGUACUGCGAAGCUUAAGCACUUGAUUUUGAAACAAGGUUGAUUUUGUUUCAAUUUUUUUCAUGAAAAGCUUUCUGUGAAGCAUUGGAAUAGAUCCCUCAUCUGUAACACACCUCUAAGAUAUGCUUUCCUGUGAAUUUUUAAGAGCAAGUGAGAUAAAACUCUGUCAUAAGUUCACAGGUCUUCUUGUUCCUGUGAAGGGAGAGGGACUCAGUAGGGAUCUUCAGGAAAGUAAAUUGGACACUAAUUCAGAUACUUGCUGCAAUCAGGGAAUUAUAUUGAUUUGAUUAGUAAUUUAAUUGUAUUCCAGUCACUUCAAUUUUCAGGGGUUUAUUUGCAUUUUUCCACUGAUACACACCAAAAGUAGGUGAUGCUGUGGCAUGAGUUGCUAGAACUGAUGUCAAAGAUGUUAUAGAGGGGGGCUGAAUUUCUGUUCUAUACUUAUGCUAAUGUAGUGGAAAAUGACUUGGUGCUAAAAGCAGCAGCAGAGGGUUAGAGGCCGAGCCUGUCAUGCUGGGUGAGUUGUUUUAGCUGCCAAGAACUGAGUGACCAUCCCAGGAGUGUUCCUGUGUACAUGUGGCACUCAGGGACAUGGUUUAGUGAUGAACUUGGAUCAAGGGCUGGACUCGAUGGUCUCAGAGGUUUUCUCCAACCUGAAUGAUUCCCUGAUUCUAUCACUGCCUCAGCUAAACGUCUGCUGCUUCCCUUCCUUUCUGUGGCAGCUUUCUGGCUGUGAAGGCUCGGAGUAACCAGGAGAUGGCACAAGAGCUCCUCUGCAGCGUUUUAGGUGUUGGUGCACCGGCAGCAAAGGGAGAGAAACACGAUGGGCCCUUCAGAUGUCUGCACAAACCUCGCCCAUUAGAAACAUGCAAACACAGAAUGGCAGGGUUUUUUAUAUUCCAUUUCAUGUAUUUAUAUUCAGCUUUCAGCUGCACUCUUUAAUCUUUUAGAGAACAUGCACACACAUUCUUAAAUCCCAUUUACCUUCUAUCCAUGUGUAAUACACUGAUUUCUGGCAAAAGAAUUGCACUGCACUGUCUGGAAGAAACACAGACAUCGAACUGUGGGUUACAGGGGCAGUGUUAAGCAUCUUAACCUAACUACAUUCCUGUCCUCACCCACUAAGCCCAGCUUUUCCCUUAUCAGUAAACUAAGGGAAUGUCAGGCCGUGUCUGUGCUCCCUGUUUGGCUUUAGUGAAGGCAGAUGUCCAGUGCCAUUUAUGCUCUGUUGCUACAGUGAUAUAUCCUGCCAAAGUUAUUCCCUUCAGGCAAUAGUAACAUUGGAUACUAGAUUGGAUACUAGCAGGAUACUAGAUAGAAGUGAUUGGAAUAAGGAAAACAGGAAGAAAUGGUGUAUAGUGAGGAAUACAGAUGAAGGGGAGAAAUAACUAAAAAUGCGAAAUGGAGAAGAGCCUUGAAGUCAGUUUAAAUGGGAAAAAAAAAAGUUAAAGAUUCUUUCCAUUUAAUUUGAAAAGAUUGGUUUUUGGAGCAAUACAGCAAUACAAACCUGAUUUAUUUCAGGUUUAAGUUAGGGGGGGAAGGAAGAGUCAGAAAACAUUUUCACUGCUGAGAGCAAUGCAUUUCAAAGCAGCACUGUGUGGUAUAGACCAGGGUGGGCACAGAGCGUGAUGGAUGUCCCAGGGCUGCCAGCUGUGAUAGCUCAUUCUCCUGCUGACUGACUCAUCAUGCUCAAAUGCUAACUCUAAACUCAAGGGGGAACAUUAUUCAUUCUUUAAUAGCUGAAAGUGAAAAGUUACUUUCAAUAAAAAUAAAUGCUUUGGUCAGUAUAAUUUCUUUCAUUUCUUUCUUAUUUUCUUUAGGAAGUAUUUGUGGGAAAUAUGAAUGUAAUGGAAAAAAAAAAUCUGAUUUAAUGUAUUCUUUUAUAAGUUGCUAAAUGUAACUUUAGAAGUAAUCAUCAUGAAAAAAAAAAUAUAUCUUACAGCAAAGACUGAUAAAGAAAAAGGCCUUGAUGUAAAAUGUGAAGUUAGCCUCUCUGUUAGGUUUUGAAAAGAUUGCAAGGUGUCUAAGUGUGUCUAAUUGUUUUUAAAGUCUAAUUUCUAGUCUAAACAGAAUUAAACCAACAACAGAUUUUGAGCAGUUUCAUUCGAGCAGUGUCCACAGAGAUGUCCCUCUGGCAAUAUGAUAGCAAUGAGUGCUGAAGUAGGAUUUACUUUCCUGAAACUUGGAUGGUUUUCCAACUGUAAUAGUUUGUCUAGUAAUAAAUAAAUAAACAAAAGACUCUGCUGCUGUACCUUGCUUCUGUAACAACAGCAGUGUAAGUUCUAAAUGUGGUCCUGAUUCAUAUUGAAUGUGUCUUUUUUUAAAAUAGGCAUAAAUUUGGGUAAAGAGCUAUUAAAACAAGAGUUUUCUUUCUUAAUAUUUGCAGCAUGUCUCUGCAGAAUAUAUAUAAUUUUCAAACAUUUCACUGAUUCUUUUUAGCUGCUGGUGGCAGCCUUGUGUUAAGGAGCCAUGGGAGCUCUUGGCAUUUUGAGUGCUGUGUUGAUUUAGAUCGAUUCCAAACAUGAUGAGACAUUUAAUUUUCAUCUGUGCAUUGUCACUAUGUUUAUACCAGGCCCUCAUGGUAUUUCUGCACAUAUGGUCUUUAAAUGCCUCAUGGAAGAGUAGCUUUUAUUCUGUCUAAGAGGGAAGAUAAUGAUAAUAAUUGAUAAUUAAGAGAUUGAUCAGAGGCCAUUUGUAAUGCUUUUAAGUCCUAAGUAGUGAUUACUCAGAAACUGAAUGUUUGGAUAAACACACCAGGACAGAGACCAUGUAAAUUGCAUAGCAGAUACCAGCGGCCCUUGCUUCCCUGGACAGACCUUCAUGGCAAAUCUGCUUGUCCACGGGUGAACACACGGUCCCUGUGUGAACACACGGUCCCUGUGUGAACACACGGUCCCUGUGUGAACACACGGUCCCUGUGUGGCAUAAACUGCCUGCUUUUUACUCUUUGAGUUGCAUCACCACCUGACUGCUCCCAAGAACCACAAACUCCCCCUACUCUAGUCUCCCAGGACCCUCCAGUGCUAUGGGGUACAAAAUGACCGUCCCUUCCCCCGGUCUUGUGCACCCACUGCAGCAAGGCCAGCCGGUGGCAGCUGUCCCUGGCACUUGGGGAGCCCAGGGGAAUGGGCACCCUCAGCUGCUCUCUCUUCAGUUCCUCCACAGCUCCCGUAGCGAGGGGAUGUCUCAGCACAAUCCUGCCCCUCUGCAGGGCUCUGAGCUGCCUUACUAGGGCACAGCUGGGCCGUGGGCUGCAAGAUGUGGAGCCACAGUUCAUUCAAAAAAGGCUGGGAUGUAAUCCCAAAAUAUUUUUAUUUAUUAUCUAAUAUCCAAUAUUUCUGAAUAUUAUCAACUGUCUAGCAGGCAGCCAAGUAGGUAGUUCUUCAGAACCUCCCCAACAUGAGAGCAGUGUUGUGUGUGAAGAUUUCUGCAAAGCUGAAGGGGAGGGUGCUGCCUCCCCAGAGAGGGCAGCUGUGUAUUCUGCAAGCAUCUGCACAGAGUAUUGCCGUUAUCUAUGGUAAUGGAUCUCCAGACUCCUGCUAGUGGCAAUCAUGUUGGUAUGUCUGAGCUCUUUGUCUCUGCCCCCACCCCAAAGCAGCAGAGUAAAAGCUGCUAUCUGUCCCUGCCCUACUCUGACAAAUUUCAUUAGCAUGAGCAGGUUUUCAUUCUGUUGGUAAUACCACUUGAUUUCAAACAUGGUAUUUCUGAAUCACAGUUUAGCAGGAGAUUUUCAAACAAGCAUUUAAUGAAUAAUAGAUAGAAACAGAAGGAAAGCAGCUUAAGAAUUUUAGAUAAAAUUAAAUUAGCAACUGUUAAAUAUUGUAGCAGUCAUUACAUUCAGAAGUCAUCUGCUACCUGUCCAGGAGACUUACACAUUUCAUGUGUAAUGGAAAUGAGAUUUGGUUUAAUCUAGUCACACCAUGAUCAAUUUGUGUCUCUGGGAGGUCAGUAUUUGACACCAUCUUUCUGCAGUGCCAUUUGCUUCAAUACAAUGCAAUUAAUAAACCAGCAGUGUAUAAAGAUGUAAUUUGCAGCUCAGAUGGUGAAAAGUCUUCAAAUGAGUAAAGGCAGAUGUAUCAGUGGAUGAUAAAACUCAAUACUUUCUGUUUUUGGAGCUCCAUCAUAGGUCAUGUAUUCUUUUUGUCCUAUAUGACAAGCUUGCCAAGUGUCUUUAUUUGUUAACAUACGGCUGUAAAUAGGAUUGACAUAGAAAUAGACUCUUUUAUACUUUUUUAAAAAGUAUUUGUAUAGAGAUACAUAAGUAUAUAUGUUUAUAUAUAAGAAUGUAAGUGGGAUAUAAGUAAAUUGCUUUUAUUUAUACUUAAUAUUCUGUAAGGACUCAGACUGGAAAUAAUUCUGGGCACAUGGGACAUAUUUAUCUCAUUGGGAUGGGACUGUGCCCCAUCUGUGACACAGAAUGGUGUUAUAGUGAUCAGAAAUAUUUAAACUGAGAAGGAAGUUUGCAGAAAAGUUACACUUUUUCUGAGGACUAAUUCAUGAGAAUUAGUCCUUGAGAAUGGCAUUUUGCCUGACUGCAGGGGAGGCUUGGCAGGAUUCUGAAAGCAGACAGUGGCACUGAUAUUCCCAGUUCUGACUGGAGAGGUUGCUGCCAGGCCACGUGUUAAAUGCAGCUGAGUUGAGGGACUUGUCCUUCAGUAAUUCGGUGUCCUUCAGUAAUUCAGUGGGCAGAGCACAUUCCUGUAUGUCUCCUCUCCAUCUCCUGCCUGCUUGGUCUGCUCUGUGAGAUAUGUUGCCAACAGAACUGUCUAAUGCUCAGAAGUUCUGAUAUUUCAAAAUUUAUCCUCAGGUUUGUGGUGGGAGAAGUCUUCACAUUUACCUAAAGAAAAGAAUAGUUAAGAACCUGAAAUAUUCGAGGUGGAGUGGGGUAAGGGGGUGAGGGGGUUGGUGUUACAAAACAGGAAAUUUAACAGCAAUCUUGUACAGUCUGGUCAAGUAGACUUUCCAAACUUUUCACUAUUAAUCAGAAAAUGCUUGGGAGGGAUAAGUGGACGAAGAUUCAAAUUAUUAGAUCUCAAUUCCAUUUGUUUGGUGAGAAAGCACCACAAAUAUAUAUACAUAUGUGUAUGUUUGUGUGUGUGUCCAUCAGGCUUUGUCCAUGCUAGAGGUGUUUGUGGACUUCAGGUAGAUAGCAUAUAUGGGAGGCAUUAAUGCUUGAAUGUUUGUAUACACAUUUUUACACCAUUUUUCCUCCAGGAAGCUUGUUUAGUGGGCUCAGGCUGCAAUGUCAAUCCCCACCUACACAGGCCAGAAACAAAGGGCUCCAGGAGGGCUCUGGUCAUGUACGGUUGUGGUUCUAAAUCACUUAUUAGACACCUUUAAAUAAAGGUGAAAAUCGUGUUUGUAUUUUUGUUUGGUUAGAGACAAACCCUUGAACAGUGUCAUCACUGACACUGUAGAGCAAAGUAGGACUCACACUAUGCCAUGAAAAUGAGCAAUCAAUGAGAGAGCCUAAAAGGAGUUCACAAGUCAAAUUUGAAUAUAGUUCAAUGAAACUAUUUUCUGGUGAACAAGAAACUGUAGGAUUUCUUGAUAAAUGGAUAUAACAACUAUAUUUGCAGUGGACAAGAGGUUGAAAUGUUUGGUUUAGGAAAAGAUUGACAAAGAGGAUUUUAAUAAAAUCUUUACUGGAUUAAUAUAAAGAAAAAUAUAUCUGCAUAAUAUGAAAAUUUAGUACAUUGGAAGAUUUAGAUAUUAAGUGUGAGGGUUUUCAGUCUUCAAACCCUUGCCUAAGACUGACAAAUAAGACUAAGAAAUAGUUAAAACUGCAGUUACAGUAGGUGUUAUCACAGAGAAAGUGAAUGCUGGGAAAUGCAGGCAGAGUUGGCCGAGCCACAGGGUAGACAGACAGCAGAGCACUGGGUUUGUGUGCAGGUGGUGGGUGAGUGUAAAACAGCAGGCAAGAGCAAGGACAGAUAAAUAGGAUGUGCAAUUGUGGUCUCUGGAGGCAGGCUGAUACCAAGCAGGGCUGUGUAGGAAUUAUCAAUGCAGUGGAAGUCCCGCUCUGUUCUUGCACAGGAGGGGAGGGUGAAAAGGAGAGGGAAUUCAUGGUUACCCUGCAGUGAGAAACUGCCCAUAAAGCACCAAGAGCCUUUUGUCAAUAUAUACAGAAGCUUUACUGCAGCAGCCAAGUGUUCCUGUCCCACACAAAACCCAAAGAUGAAUGGGAACGUUUCUGAAAGACACACAUAAGGUAGUAAGACGAAAAAGAUAGUAAGAUAGUAAGACAGAAGAGAAACCUGGAUGACCUGCAUAGCUGCAAGAGAUCUGAGAGGGAAGAUAUGAAUUCUGUAACUUCAGCAGAACUCUCCGCAGAAUGUUAAUUCUAAGCUAAUAAUUGUAAUUUUCUGAUUCCUUAGUCCAGAACUUACUUUUAUAUAAACGACCAGAAGCCUGUCAAUUUGGAGAAUCCAAUGACGUUGACAUUUACCUUUUCCUGUUUCACAACAUUCUCCUCCAAACCCCUCAGCCUGUUCCUGGUGCUUAUAACCUGACUCUGCAAUCCCGGAGAACUCGGUGGGUGAGUUUCUCCGCUCGCCUGCCUGAGGCUGCCUCGGGAACGCAGUGCUCAGCCCAGAGAGGAGCAGGCUUGAGAAGAACAGUGGGCCUGGUGCUCGAAAAGGAAUGGAAAAGCAACUCCAGGGGAAGGGAGAGCGGAAGCAGCAGCGUCCCCUCUCCCUCCAGCGGCCGGGGAUGCUGCGCUCCCCCGGGGGUACAUUCCCCAGCGCCGUUUGAGGCUGCUCAGCUCCAUAAAUGCCAUUUGCAUGGGGAUAGGAUGUAACAAGAGCUGUAAAUCACUGACGGCGGAGUGAACUCCUCAGGGGCAGACACGGCGGAGCCGAGCCUCCGCGAGCUGGGGCAACGUGUGAACGAUAUCUUUUGUUGGGGGGGAGGACUGAUAGCAAUUAGAUGAUACUUAUCUGGCCCUUUGAUGUGUAUUUACACAAACAACCUUUUCCUCCGGGAGCUGAGGUAUAAAGGAGAGGCCCGUGCUCCCCGACACCCUCCUUCCCGGCAUCUCCGAAACAAGGCAGGAUGACUAAGGCCCCUUUCUCCGUGGAAUGGUUGUCCCAGAGCAGCCAAGCUCUCAAGAGCCCCACCGAGGGCUCUCCACAGCGAGCAUCAUCCGCGGGCCGGAGCGAGCGGAGACAGGAGCAGCCGGCGGGCCCGCGGGACGGGAGCGGCGGCAGGAGCAGCAGGGAGCGUGUGGCGGCCACUCCCGCCUCAGGUACCGCGACCACCGGGACGGCCCGGGGCUUCGGGCGGGCCUGGGACAUCCCCGGGCAAGGCAAGGCACCCUGCGCGGUGCCUCGGGGGCGGAGGAGGCGGGCGGCUCCCCACGCGGUGCCCGGGCCCGGCUGACCCUUUCCUCCUUGUCCCUGUCGCCAGGAGCCGGCGGGAGGCCAGCGGGGCAGCCCGUGCCCGAAGAGGGCCCCGAGUGGCCGGGCCCCGAGGAGCCGUGCGGGCGCGGCGGGCGGCGGCUCCGCACGGCGUUCAGCGCGGAGCAGAUCAGCACCCUGGAGAGCUCCUUCCAGCGCCAGCAGUACCUGGGCGCCGCCGAGCGCCGGCAGCUGGCGGGCAGGAUGCGCCUCUCCGAGGUGCAGAUCAAGACCUGGUUUCAGAACCGGCGGAUGAAGCUGAAGCGGCAGCUGCAGGAGCUGAGGACGGAGACCUUCUGCAGCCCCGCUCUCCCUUACAGACCUCAGGGCGCUGUGGUGCCCUUGCCGCUCACGUACGUGGCCCGGCCUCCGCCUCUGCCCCGGCAAGGGGCUGCCCCCGAGGGCUUCCCCCUGGCCGCCCUGCCGGCACCCGCCCUGGACCUCAGCAGCGCCUGCAGAGCACAGCCUGUUGGCUUCUGGGCAGCACCCUGCUUUGUAGAGUACCGGGACCCCAGAGCUUUCUUGCUGGGUGUCUGACCCUCUGAUACGAACUCCGACUAAAAAGGAUUUGCACUACUGAUAGGUAUCUGGGCCGCCCUCGUCCGUAACUGCCUGGUGGAGUUAUGAUGCAGCACCGAUCUAAACGUUUACAAAGAUAUGCUGGACAAUCUGAAUCAUGGACUCGAGGCCCUUACAUUUAUAUUAUUACUGUAAAAUAUAAACGGGGUGGGACAAACAAUAAUAUAAAUGGAAUAUUUGAAUAAACCUAUUUUUUUCCA